AACCGAUUGAGGGUUACUGAAAAUAAGUCCACAAAUGGUUCGAGCAGACACUUGAUGGUCGAUAAAUCGCUUUCUGAGCAACCUAUUAGCGUGGAAAGCUGAAUCCCUCGGCGUUCAUAACCUUACAACAAGUGAACUUACAGAUUUAAGAGACAGAAAGAGAGAACAAGAGACCAAGCAUGGCCCAGGCCUCUCAGGACCAAGGUGCAGUGGGCAUAGCUGACCCAGAUGAGGAUUCACCCAACAUGAUUGCUUACAGAAAGAUUGAGGACAUCAUCACACGCCUCCAAGAUGAAACUGAAGGUGUGCCUGUCAGAACGGUCAAGAGCUUCCUGUCCAAGAUUCCCAGCGUUGUUACAGGUUCUGACAUUGUUCAGUGGAUGAUGAAGAGCCUCAACAUAGAUGAUCCUGCGGAGGCCAUACACAUCGGCAGCCUGAUCGCCGCCCAAGGCUACAUAUUCCCUAUCUCUGAUCAUGUUCUCAUCCUCAAGGAUGAUGGGACGUUAUACCGCUUUCAGGCUCCAUACUUUUGGCCCUCUAAUUGCUGGGAGCCAGAGAACACAGACUACGCCAUCUAUCUGUGCAAACGGACCAUGCAGAACAAGACCCGGCUGGAGCUAGCGGACUAUGAGGCAGAGAAUCUAGCGAGACUACAGAGGGCUUUUGCAAGGAAGUGGGAGUUCAUCUUCAUGCAGGCUGAGGCACAGGUCAAGAUCGACAGGAAAAAAGACAAAACGGAGAGAAAGAUUCUGGAUAGUCAAGAGAGAGCCUUCUGGGAUGUUCACCGUCCUGUGCCUGGGUGUGUGAACACCACAGAGAUGGACAUCAGGAAGUGCCGCCGCCUGAAGAAUCCUCAAAGGGUGAAAAAGUCAGUGUAUGGGGUAGUGGAUGACACACAGACUCAGAGUCCUGUACACACACCCUCCCAGCAGAGCAGCAAGGACACCAGAGAGGACGUCGGGAGAGAGAUUCUGUUCUUGAACACUCAGUUGGAUCGGCACUGUAUGAAAAUGUCCAAAGUCGCUGAGACAUUGAUGAGCUACACAGAGCAGUAUCUUGACUAUGACCCCUUUGUGACAGUACCAGAGCCAGCUAACCCCUGGAUCAGUGAUGAUGUCACUUUCUGGGAGCUAGAGGCCAGUAAGGACCCGAGUCAACAGCGAGUAAAGAAGUGGGGCUUCUCAUUGGACGAGGCUUUAAAGGACCCAGUGGGCCGUGAGCAGUUUCUUAAAUUCCUGGAGUCCGAAUUCAGCUCCGAGAACCUGCUGUUCUGGUUGGCUGUGCAGGAUCUGAAGUGCCGCCCCCUGCAGGAAGUGGCGGCUCGUGCUCAGGAGAUCUGGCAAGAGUUUCUUGCUGAGGGAGCUCCCAGUGCCAUCAAUCUGGACUCGCACAGCUACGAGCGCACCAGUCAGAAUCUAAAAGACCCGGGCCGCUACAGCUUUGAAGAUGCCCAGGACCACAUCUACAAGCUGAUGAAGAGUGACAGCUACCCUCGUUUCCUGCGCUCCAAUACUUACCAGGACCUCGUGCUGGCCAGAAAGAAGCCUGAGACUGAGCAAGGUCGACGCACAUCCCUGGAGAAAUUCACUCGCAGUGUGGGCAAGUCUCUGACAAGUAAACGACUGACAGGCCUCAUGCAGUCCACCUGACGAGUCCUGCAGUUUGCAGUUUGUUGGGGUGGAAGGAUUGUGGCCAUGACGGACCACGUGUAUGGACCACCCUCUCUCCAAAAUCCACCCGAACACCGCACAGCUACCGACUCUAGAUGGCAGCAUGCAAUAAGU
Sinocyclocheilus rhinocerous is the source of this 1784-nucleotide messenger RNA. RefSeq names its product regulator of G-protein signaling 6-like. Gene Ontology annotation, cellular component: cytoplasm; neuron projection. Gene Ontology annotation, biological process: regulation of G protein-coupled receptor signaling pathway; intracellular signal transduction; positive regulation of GTPase activity. The record is from RefSeq and is a predicted model, not a curated record. The transcript has 19 exons. Lineage: Eukaryota; Metazoa; Chordata; Actinopteri; Cypriniformes; Cyprinidae. Gene Ontology annotation, molecular function: GTPase activator activity. The coding region runs from base 180 to 1649 and encodes 489 amino acids.